Messenger RNA from Camponotus floridanus (Florida carpenter ant), 1409 nucleotides. RefSeq lists its product as uncharacterized. The record is from RefSeq and is a predicted model, not a curated record. NCBI's taxonomy places the organism in Eukaryota, Metazoa, Arthropoda, Insecta, Hymenoptera, Formicidae. The transcript has 2 exons. The coding region runs from base 117 to 974 and encodes 285 amino acids.
UUAUGACUGUUAUUAACAUUGUACUUCAUAUUGCUUUCGUUGUAAAUAGUCGUACAUUAUAUUCGUUCAUCGUAUAUAAUUACCACGUGUUACAAUUAAUACAUUAAUUUCCAAAGAUGAAGAGAUCACCAUUAAAUACUCCACAUGGUAAUCGGACAUACGGUGCAAGGCAUACGCCGUACAAUUGGAAAUUACAAUACGAAAACGCGAACAAUAGAGGUUAUCAAUCUAUUAAUAAUAGUUAUCAGCGUUUUUCUCCGAACAAUGAUCUACAGCCUUGCGGGGAUAAUUUUAUUCCUCUAAAUGUUAGCACGCCGGUGACACCGCACGAAAAGCACAAUACUAAUCGGUGUAGCCCUGCGAAUGGACGUAAUAGCGCCAGUCCAGGUAGCGGGUGGUAUAAUCAGAGGAAUAACUAUCAUGCUACUUCAAGAGUAAAUUCUAAUAAUCGGUAUUCUACUUACAAGCAUUCUGGCAAUCAGUUUCAUGGGCAAAAAAGAAAGGGUUAUAAAGGAAUACAUAAGCAAAUAAACAUAUCAGCAUACAUAGAUAUAAAUUCCUUUUUAGAAGACCCUUGGGAAGAUCUAGUCAAAAAAUUUAAUACAAAAGAAAUAAACAAAAGUGAGAUAUCUAAGAAUAAAUCUCUAUAUAGUUUAAAAUUGACAAAUAAUGAUUUUGUAGAAAAAUCUGAAAGCAAAUUUUCAAAAGAUAUAAAUUUGGAUGAUUCACGGUGCAGUCAAGAGUCUAAAAGUGAUGAGACUUGUGUAGAUAUAAGUUUGGAGACAGAAAAUACAGAUCUAAGUCAAAUAUCGAAUAAUUCAGUAAAUUUGGAAACUGACGAUAUUUGCUCCAGUCAAGAUUCAUUAAAUGAAAGUACAUGCAGUAUUAAUAGCAAGAUUUAUGGAGUCAUAGAGGAGAAGAAUAAUACUCAUUCAAAUACAUUAUUGACAAAUACUGAUCAGAAAAAUAUAUAACAGUAAUAAAAAUUAAUUAUAUUGUGAAGGGAUAUAUUGAACAAAAAUAUAUGUAAUAAUUGUUACUAUACACAUUCACGAUUUGUAUAUAGACAUUGUAUAUAAGUGUAGCAGCAUAAAAAAUUUUUUGAAAUGCAUUUUUUUGGAAACAGAGUUGUGAAAUUACAUUCAAAAUAUAUGUGAGAUGUACAACAUGCUAAUAUUAUCUUGCAGAUUAUAUAUUUUCACAAUUUGGCUGUGAAAAAAUGUAUAAAAUUUAUAUUAUAGACUUAUAUAGUUAUAUGUGCAAUUUUGUAGUACAUAUGAGUCCACUAAGGAUAUAAGAACUUGAAGAAACAAUAAACACCAAUUUCUGAUUUCUUUAGUCUCAGUAAAGACUUUUGAGACAAUUAAUUAUGUUAUAAAAACAUAUAUGAGACUGGAAAUUUUUUUCCA